Molecule: messenger RNA, 1073 nt
Organism: Solanum pennellii
Lineage: Eukaryota; Viridiplantae; Streptophyta; Magnoliopsida; Solanales; Solanaceae
Product: adenylate kinase 4
Exons: 6
Coding region: 118-852 (244 amino acids)
Biological process (GO): nucleobase-containing compound metabolic process
Cellular component (GO): cytoplasm; mitochondrion
Molecular function (GO): ATP binding; AMP kinase activity
Source: RefSeq, a predicted model, not a curated record
GUCCAACACCCGGAAGUGUCUCAUCUCUCUGUAAUAAAUCAAAAACACUCAAAAAAAAAAAAAGAAGAAGAAGAAGCCAUUGCAGAGAAUUUAUCGAGGAGUUGGCCGGAGAGAAAAAUGUCGACAUCAUCAGUGAACUUGGAAGAUGUUCCCUCCGAGAGCCUCAUGUCGGAGCUUCUCCGCCGCAUGAGGUGUUCCUCCAAGCCGGACAAACGUCUUAUUCUCAUUGGCCCACCUGGAUCAGGGAAAGGAACACAAUCUCCUAUCAUUAAAGAUGAGUAUUGCUUGUGUCAUUUAGCCACGGGGGAUAUGCUGAGAGCUGCUGUUGCUGCCAAAACACCUUUGGGCAUUAAGGCGAAGGAGGCCAUGGAUAAGGGAGAACUUGUUUCUGAUGACUUGGUUGUUGGGAUCAUAGACGAAGCAUUAAAGAAGCCAUCAUGUCAAAAAGGAUUCAUUCUUGAUGGGUUCCCUAGAACUGUGGUGCAAGCAGAAAAGCUUGAUGUGAUGCUUCAAAAUCGAGGUACUAAAGUUGAUAAGGUUCUUAAUUUUGCGAUUGAUGAUGCCAUCUUGGAAGAGAGAAUUACCGGACGCUGGAUUCACCCAGCUAGUGGUCGGUCAUACCAUACAAAAUUUGCACCUCCUAAAGUACCUGGGAUAGAUGAUGUCACUGGAGAGCCAUUGAUACAACGAAAAGAUGAUACUGCUGCUGUUCUCAAGUCAAGGCUAGAAGCCUUCCACAGGCAAACUGAGCCGGUCAUUGACUACUAUGCCAAGAAGGGUAAUGUAGUGAAUCUUCCUGCUGAGAAACCACCACAGGCAGUCACAGCUGAAGUCAAGAAAGUUCUCUCCUAAUGGAAGGAUGCCAACUUUUUCUUUUGGUUUAAGGAUUGAAAAUUGAACUAUGAAUUUUGGUUAACCAGUUAUAUUUCUGGUUUCCUUUUUAUGGCACUAGCUGGCUCAACCCUUUAUGAACAUAUCACUAAGUGUUGGUGAAUUUAUUUUACUUUUGACAUUGCUCUUUAGUGAGCUUUUGCAGAGUGCAAUAGGAAUUGACACAAAAUUAUUACUCGUAC